AUGAACAAUAAGACGUUGGCCACAGAAGUGAUUCUUCAGGGAUUUUCAGAUGACAUAAAAACUAAUAUCUGUUUAUUUCCUAUAUUUUUCUCCAUCUAUGUGUUCUGUGUAGUUGGAAAUGUUCUUAUCAUAUGUCUCAUUAUAUUAAAUCCCUCCUUACACACUCCAAUGUACUUUUUCCUCGAGAAUUUGUCCUUCAUAGACUUGUGUUAUUCCUCAUUGUCUAUACCUAAGCUUCUCGUAGACCUCUUAUCCAUUCAUAAGACAAUAUCUGUCACUGGUUGUCUCAUACAGUUCAAAAUUAUCUUAUUGAUAGGAGCCACUGAAUGUCAACUUCUUGCCGUCAUGGCCUAUGACCGAUACAUUGCCAUCUGCCGCCCCCUUCACUACCACGUUCUCAUGCGGUGGAGUGUGUGCUGCUAUCUAGCGGCCUUUGUUUGGAUAUUUAGUUUGAUAAAUGUCAUCAUCCCGUCCCUUGCAAUGCCCAUAACUCUGUGUUUUCCCAACAAGAUCAACCAUUUCAUGUGUGAGGUCCUAUCGGUGCUGAGGUUGUCAUGCGAUGACACCUCUCUUCAAGAGCGAGUAAUAUUUAACAUGGGCUUUAUUGUUCUUCUUCUACCUUUCAUAUUAAUUAUUGUGUCAUAUAUUUCUAUUAUAUCUUCUGUAUUGAAGAUUCAUUCUGCAGGAAGAUCAAAGGCUUUUUCCACCUGUACUUCACAUAUUACUGUGGUGACAAUGUUUUUUGGAGCUCAAAUGAUGACUUACUUCAGACCACUGACUGAAUCAUUGAACCAGGACAAAUAUUUUUUUAUUUUUUGUGUUAUGAUAUCUCCAACGUUAAAUCCUCUCAUUUACAGUUUGAACAACAGAGAAGUUAAGAAAAUCAUUUUUAAAAUGUCUCUACAAUUACAGUAA
Molecule: messenger RNA, 915 nt
Organism: Bufo gargarizans (Asiatic toad)
Lineage: Eukaryota; Metazoa; Chordata; Amphibia; Anura; Bufonidae
Product: olfactory receptor 2D3-like
Exons: 1
Coding region: 1-915 (304 amino acids)
Biological process (GO): G protein-coupled receptor signaling pathway
Cellular component (GO): membrane
Molecular function (GO): olfactory receptor activity; G protein-coupled receptor activity
Source: RefSeq, a predicted model, not a curated record